This is a messenger RNA of Gloeophyllum trabeum ATCC 11539, 456 nucleotides long. RefSeq lists its product as uncharacterized. Bases 1 to 456 code for a protein of 151 amino acids. Lineage: Eukaryota; Fungi; Basidiomycota; Agaricomycetes; Gloeophyllales; Gloeophyllaceae. The record is from RefSeq and is a predicted model, not a curated record. The transcript is spliced from 4 exons.
AUGGUGUGUCCUCCAGAUACAGAUGAGGCUGGCCAGGAGGAUUGGGACACAAAGGACAGUGCCGCUCAGGCGAUGCUUUUAAAUGCGAUCGACAAUGGGAUCCUCGUGAAGGUUGCGAACCUGAAAGGCUCAGUAUGGCAACGCUUCUCCUCCAAGAUAGCAUUGACGAUGGUGGAGAGAGUGGUGGUCUUGUUGAUCUUGAUGCCGGCGACAAACUGGUUCCAAGAAUCCGGGUCACCAGGCUCAGAUGGACGUAACAUGGGCGGCAGGGUCGCCAUCCACGGGCAUGGGCCAGACGAGUCGGCGGAACCACAAGGACUGUUGGUCUCCUGGAGGGGGAAGGAGGAGCAGGGGUCGAAGAAGAAGCAUCGAGGGAAGAAGAGGGGCAAGGAGAAAGCCCAUGUUGCUGAAGAUGGAGAGGAAAGUGAUUCCGACGAUAUCUCAUCUUGUCGUUGA